Caenorhabditis remanei is the source of this 930-nucleotide messenger RNA. RefSeq lists its product as uncharacterized. The record is from RefSeq and is a predicted model, not a curated record. The transcript has 6 exons. Bases 1 to 930 code for a protein of 309 amino acids. Lineage: Eukaryota; Metazoa; Nematoda; Chromadorea; Rhabditida; Rhabditidae.
AUGAAUUGGAACCCGUUUGCACAGAGUACUCCUCAAUUACCACUUUAUCUAGAACAUCUGAAAAAUGGAUUCGAUGAGUUGGUAACAAAACUUGCAACUGGUGAUUAUGAGGCUGUUCAAGAAGAACCACUCAAAAAUGCAAUCAGAGCGGAAUUAGAGAAAAUGGAUUAUGAACAACUGAAAAUCACCUAUGAAUCAGUACUAGUUAUCAAAAAAGCUACGCAUGGAAUUCAAAACCGAGGUAUUCCAGCAAUCCCCAAAAUGGAACAACAAAGAAAAGAUUCAUGGGAUUCGAGCUUUGAAUAUGGAAAAAUGACCGAGAACCCUACUCCUGAAAUGGAUGAGUUCAUCGAUUUUUUACUGAAUUCUACAUUUGACUCAAACGGCAGUGCUGGAAAAGUUGUAACAAAGUUGAUAUCGAACAACACGUCACCGGUAUACAAUUCGCAUUUAACAGAAAACAUUCAAUCACUGCUGAAUGGAAAAAGCUUAGGAGAAUUGAAGGAAGUGUUCCAGACUGCUGUUGCCAUUCGAAUAAUCACAAACAACAUACCAAUUUUAAGAGGAGAUCAUCAACAUAUGGGACCUGCUCACUCGUCGACGGAAAGCACAUUGAGCGAACAACAAAGACGUCAGAAAGAGAUGAAAAUUCAAGUGAAUAAUUUCUUCGAACGGUUGAUAGAAAAUAAGAAGAAGAUUGUUGAUUUGAUCAGACAUGAAGAAAAAAGUGUCAAGAGCAGUCUAGCCUCGUCGCUGCCACUUAUCAAAAAUCAUGUGAAAUCCCCCGAGGAGAAAGUGAUGGAAGGAAUACAGGCAAAACUGCGUGAAAUGAAACCGAACGAAUUAGACGUUUUGUAUGAUGCUAUUCGUUGCAAGCGGCCACAAUCCACUAAUCUUCCAAUUGGUACACAAGGUAUUCUAAUACAGUAA